CGAAAAGCGGACGUAACUUCCAUAAUCUGAAGCGUCCACUUAUGCUUUUUGUUUACAUUAAUGGUGGGUCUACUAUCUGUCGAGUGGAUUGAUAAAAACAGGUUUUUAAAAUAGUAAAAACUUAAUCGACAAAGGAUAGCUGAUGUGUUAUAUCGUCAUUACAUGAUAUCGACCCGAAACGCCAGUAUGUGGACGUUACUGUAUGUUUCGCUGUUCGCAGCUUUUGCCUAUCACGUACAAGCAGGUGUAGUUAUUGAGAGUGUAGAUGGAUCGAACUCCACCAAGGGUUGUGCAAAGAAUUACUAUGGGGAGAAUUGUGAUAUUUAUUGCAAAGAAAACGAGAGGUAUAUAUGUUCCGUGAAUGGUACCAAAAUAUGCAGGAAUGGAUUCCAAGCCCCAGAACAAGACUGUAUGCUCGAUACAACGCCUAACCCAGAGUGCCCGGAUGACGGGGACUGUAUCAACGGCUUUUGUCGGGCAAAAACGUGUGUAUGCAACCCUGGUUGGAGAGGACGAUUCUGCCACAUUCAGAUUCUCGGAUGUGAACCAGCUCCCGGUCCUUGUUUGAAUGGCGGUACCUGUCGUCAUACAUCGGGGGUGGAAAGAUUCAAUUGUUUCUGUACUCCUCAGUGGACCGGAAGAUACUGCGAGACGCCCCUCCAGCCACCCUGUACCCCACGAGAUGACUGUAGCGGACAUUACACGUGUGUAGGGAACAAUAAGGUGUGCUUACCUGGAUGGACAGAUCCAUCCCGAGAUUGCACCGUCAGAACUAUCCCUCAACCAAAUGACCCAGAGUGUCCGAUACAAGGAUUCUGCCAACAGGGAUCGUGCUUCCAGGGUCGAUGUUGCUGCAACCAACAUUGGGAUGGUCUUCUAUGCAGUUGUAAGAAGCUUUACUGCAACGAUAGACCGUGUCAGAAUGGAGGUGCGUGUCGCAAUUUGGAAGACGAUUAUUCGUGUACCUGCCCACCUGGCUGGACGGGAAAAAACUGCGACCAAAGAACAUCUAACGUUUGAUUCGUAUAACUGGACCUCAACGAAAAAAAACAGUUGAAUUUUUUAAUUUAAAAAAUGAACUUAUAUUAAGUUAUAUUGCAUGUAGUCCC
Molecule: messenger RNA, 1109 nt
Organism: Owenia fusiformis
Lineage: Eukaryota; Metazoa; Annelida; Polychaeta; Sabellida; Oweniidae
Source: the annotation of a GenBank genome assembly